AUGGGUUCCUUGCUGAGUGCUGUAUAUCAGAUGGGUUCCUUGCUGAGGGCUGUGUAUCAGAUGGGUUCAUUGCUGAGUGAUGGGUUCCUUGCCAAGUGCUGUGUAGCAGACAGGUUCCUUGCCGAGUGCUGUGUAGCAGACGGGUUCCUUGCCGAGUGCUGUGUAGCAGACGGGUUCCUUGCCGAGUGCUCUGUAGCAGACGGGUUCCUUGCCGAGUGCUGUGUAGCAGACGGGUUCCUUGCCGAGUGCUGUGUAGCAGACGGGUUCCUUGCCGAGUGCUGUGUAGCAGACGGGUUCCAUGCCGAGUGCUGUGUAGCAGACAGGUUCCAUGCCGAGUGCUGUGUAGCAGACGGGUUCCUUGCCGAGUGCUGUGUAGCAGACAGGUUCCUUGCCGAGUGCUGUGUAGCAGACGGGUUCCUUGCCGAGUGCUUUGUAGCAGACGGGUUCCUUGCAGAGUGCUGUGUAGCAGAUGGGUUCCUUGCCGAGUGCUGUGUAGCAGACGGGUUCCUUGCCGAGUGCUGUGCAGCAGACGGGUUUCUUGCCGAGUGCUGUGUAUCAGAUGGGUUCCUUGCUGGGUACUGUGUAUCAGAUGGGUUCAUUGCUGGGUACUGUGUAUCAGAUGGGUUCAUUGCUGAGUGA
Protopterus annectens (West African lungfish) is the source of this 639-nucleotide messenger RNA. RefSeq names its product keratin-associated protein 4-3-like. The record is from RefSeq and is a predicted model, not a curated record. Bases 1 to 639 code for a protein of 212 amino acids. Lineage: Eukaryota; Metazoa; Chordata; Ceratodontiformes; Protopteridae. The transcript has a single exon.